GUUUUUAAGAGAAGUGAAUAGUAAUAAGCCAUUUUGAGGAAGCCAUGGCAAAAUCAAUUACAAAACACAGAGUUUGUUCUCGGCAAUCUUCAGUAUCUUCUCUGUUAGCAAGCUACAGCCUGAGUGGUAGUAAUUCCUCUAACUCUGAUGGCUCGUUUCAGUAUAAGGAUAAACUGUAUAGUUCUGCAUCUCAGGCUCUACAGGCCUAUAUUGAUGAUUUUGAUUUAAGCCAAAUGUAUCCUUGUGCAAGCACUGGAAAGAUUAACAUUGAAAGAUGUUCUGCUAAUAUGCCAGAAUUCUCCAACUAUAUUUAUAAACCAAAGAAUGCUUUUGAAAAUCUUGAUUCCAAAAAAUGCUCCUCUUCAUCCUGUAGAAGAAAGACCGUUAAUGACAUAGACUCCAUUAGCCUAACAACUGAUGAUCUAUUAAAACUUCCAGCAGAUGGAUCAUUUUCUUUAACUUGCAUUGGAUCAAGUCACCGAAUUAGCAAGAAAAACAAGAAAUGCAUUCGAAGACUGAGUUCAUUGGAUACUGAAAAGAAUCAAAAUUUUCAAGAACCUUCUACUCCCAUGUGCAAAGAUAACUUAGUUACUCCUGUUGUAUACACAAAUAUAAAUGGAAAGCAACGUGGUGACAAAAUUGAAUUGCUUAUCCUGAAGGCCAAGAGAAAUCUAGAGCAUUGUACUAAAGAGUUACCGAAGUCUACAAAGAAGGAUGAUAGUCCUUGUUCAUUAGAUAAACUUGAAGCAGAAAGAUCAUGGGAAAAUAUUCCUGUUACUUUCAAAUCUCCUGUUCCUGUUAAUUCUGAUGAUAGUCCUCAACAAACUUCAAGGGCAAAGUGUGCUAAAGGGUUCCUUGAAGAUUUUUUAAAUAAUGAUAAUCAGAGCUGUACCCUUUCUGGAGGGAAACAUCAUGGUCCUGUUGAAGCACUGAAACAAAUGUUAUUUAAUCUUCAAGCAGUACAAGAAAGUUUUAAUCAGAAUAAAACAGCAGAACUGAAAGAAGAGAUUAAGCAAGUUUCAGAAGAUAAUUUCUCUAAAUUACAGUUGAAGGAAAGUAUGGUUCCUAUUACUAGGUCACUUCAAAAGGCUUUGCACCAUUUAUCUCGCCUGAGAGACCUGGUUGAUGAUACCAGUGGGAAACAGUCGCCGAAAAUGUGAAGAGGAAAAUAAAACGGUCCAACCAAUAAAUAGUCAUUACAGAACAAAGAUGUAUUUUUUUUCCUGUUCCUUAAACUGACAAAGAAAUUAUAAGCCAUACAUUA
Odobenus rosmarus divergens (Pacific walrus) is the source of this 1264-nucleotide messenger RNA. Its product is annotated as chromosome unknown open reading frame, human C18orf54. Lineage: Eukaryota; Metazoa; Chordata; Mammalia; Carnivora; Odobenidae. Bases 45 to 1160 code for a protein of 371 amino acids. The transcript has 7 exons. The record is from RefSeq and is a predicted model, not a curated record.